Dreissena polymorpha is the source of this 6078-nucleotide messenger RNA. RefSeq lists its product as uncharacterized. The transcript is spliced from 5 exons. NCBI's taxonomy places the organism in Eukaryota, Metazoa, Mollusca, Bivalvia, Myida, Dreissenidae. The record is from RefSeq and is a predicted model, not a curated record. The coding region runs from base 229 to 5481 and encodes 1750 amino acids.
UGAUCACGUGGAUCACGUGGUUGGGUGUAAACUGCGCAUUUGUAUUUGAGACAGUCACAGGAGUAGACUUAACAGGGAUAUUCGUGUCGAGAAAGACGAAAGGAAUACAUUUCCGUAUUCAACAUUUCAUAUGGCCGAUGGAAUGACAUCUCAGUGGGUAUUUAUCUACGUGUUGGAUUUUAUGCUUGUCAUCAACAUUCAUCAUUCGGAAGUAAACCAAAUCGCGUGAUGGCAUCUGUUCACACAAAUGUAUUCACAGACACGGAAACCAAUAACUGGUUCAAGGCAUGCAUAGCAUUGAACGUAACGAAAGAAGGCCUGGCUGAUUUCGUUGAAACCCAAUUGCAGCAGGCCCACAUAUCUGUUGGUAAUGGUUGCGGGAACUGCUGUAUUGAAAAUCUGAUGAGCUGUCCUACUCAAGGUCUAUGCAAAAAGAAAGGGACUGGAUGUACCUUCCACAAAGGAAAACAGCCAAAGCCGUGCCAAAUAUGUAAUCGAGUAUUACAAAGUAUUUCAUUGUUGCACCGAUACCCUAGGCCAUCAUGGCUAAACACAAAAGCGGAAAAGUGGGGUACCGAUCCUUGGGAAAUAGGGAAGUGCUUUCUUCCUCCGGACGGAUAUAGCGGCGUUUCAUCGGUUCAAAACUCUGACUUUAAUGGCCUUAUCAGCGUCAUGUUGAACUGCAAACAUUUUGAGACAUGUCUCGCCACCAGUUUAACACCAAAUCCACCUGACCCACACUGUCCGUUAGAACAGGUUCGACAGAUAGGGCGCGAUGUACGCCACACUGGCGACUGCAAAGUUAUUGAUGCCAAGCUUCACGACUAUUUCCAGCAAUUGAUUAGGCUAUUGAACGAUCCAGCGUGUUUAGUGAAUGAUCCUUCUGCUCAGAAAGCACAUCAAAGGCUAAUUGAUCUUCAGAACGAUAGUAUCCCGCUAACUGAAUUGGGUACAAUGAUGAAAGGCGCCAUCCAAGAUCUCGAACAUGCAAAAGAGGCAACUGAAAAACGAUUUUUGGAUAGAGCAAAGCAAAUUCUGACAGAUGGCUUGAACAAAAUAGCAACCACACUGAGCGAUGCUGAACAAAACAUCAACAGAAUGAUAGGUGACAAAAUAAUCGAUGCUGAAAACAAAAUAUCAGAAAAGAAGAACGACGCCACCGAGGAAAUAAAGAUGAAAUUAAAGGACAGCUUUCAGAAAUUAGAUGAGCAGACACGAAAUCAUAUUCAGCGCAUUCAGCAAGCAGCGACCGAAAAUAAAGCGAAGGAAGACUAUGAAAAUGACAAAGAAGGAUUACUCAUCGACCUUAAGCAGUUUUACGAUGAAAGGUUCAGUCACGUGAAAACAUCAACACUAAGGGAUGACGUUGAUGACAAAUUGAGCGCUAUAUAUAUGCCGCCUGAUGUACGGCGUAUGGUUGUAGAAUACGGAAGGUUCAACAAAACAGACACACGCAUUACUAAAUACAAAGACAUAUUCCCAACAAAUGACAAAUUAAAACAACGUACAUACAUUCAAGGUGAGGCCGGUUGUGGCAAAACAACGUUUUCUUCCAAAUUAUUACUAGACUGGUGCGCGGCAAACGCAUCUGAGUCUGCGUCAUCAGAUGUUUUUUUCGACGAUGCAACAACUUUGCAAAAGUACAAAUUCAUAUUUUACAUCACACUGAGGGAUUCUGUCAGCCUGUGUGACGUUGCAAUUAUGAUAAAAGAGCAACUAAUUGACAAGAUGUACGCUUUUGAGGAGGAUCGUAAAAAGACAUACACGCUUCUUAAUCGGAUUAUGAAAGAUGAAACAUGUCUGCUUGUCCUGGAUGGGCUAGACGAGUGGCUGGAUCCUAAAGGUACCAACCCUUUACCGACCAUCGCUACAUGUUAUCGCAAGUGUUCUCUGCUAAUCACAACUCGUCCAUGGAAAUUGGCUGGGGCUGCAAUUACUAAUUCUCAGAUCGACACUUUGCUGAAACUAGAAGGCAUAAAUGAGCCUUUUAAGGUGUGUGAACGUGUCCUUGAGCGAUAUAAUGAUUCUAAGGCAAGUAAGGAGUCGUACAAAAAACUGAAUGACUUCAAAACGUACAUAGCGGACAAUCACCUACUGCAGUUACUGUCCUUCCCAAUGAUGUUGCCUCUGAUUGUAUCAUCGUGGGCACAAGGGACAGAACUAAAAGGUUCCAAGUGUCAAAUAUACACUAUUCUAGUAGAAUGUCUUGUUAAAAAGGCAAACAGUCAUACGAAGCAGUUUCAACAAUCACCUGUUCAAUGUUUUAAAGAUACACAGUACAUACAACCCAAUAUUGAACACUUGAAAUGUCUUGCUGAAGCGGCAUUUUAUUUCCUGUUUUCACAACAAAGUGAAAAGUCACUGGUUUUCAGCUCUCAAGAAUUGGAACAAUAUAUCUCAGACCAAACGAAGGAAUUUGCAUUGAAAGCCGGAAUUCUAUCGGUAACAAAAGGUCCAGUUGCUUUAAGGCCAUCAUCAACGUUUACAUUCAUCCAUAAAAGCGUACAGGAAUUCUUUGCUGCACUUCAUAUCGCUAACAAAAACACACACGUUAUUGACGACGUCAUUUCCAGAUAUAUUGCAUCUCGCCAGAAUGCCUAUCUGGACAUGUCCGAAGUGUUCAUAUUUGAAUGCGGUCUAAACAUUUCGGAAGCAUUUAAACUGUCUCGAUUGCUGGAUGAGCGGUACUCUGAAUGUUACUUCAACACAUUGGUCAAUAAGAUGAAAAUACAAGGAAUGUUCCAAGAUUCCCCGUUUCAACGCCUUCUCAAUUCAGGAUAUAAAGAGGCUGCGGCCAAUAACACCAAAGAUCUACCUUUAUAUCUCAGUAACUUCAAUUUUGCUCAAGGUGAUGAUGUAAAUAUUUUGCUGCGAAUCUUUAAAUGUAACGUGCCUAAUAUCAGGUCGUUAAUUUUUCCCUAUCCGAUUCCUAGUCAGAUCUUGAAUAUUCAUUUAAAUGCCUCGCCUUCUAGUUCGUGUCAAGCACUGGACUUUUCAGAGUGUUACAAUCUGGAACUAUUGGAACUAGAUGUAUUCGUGCCAAAACUAUCAAAUAUUCUUAGAAAUCUUAAGAAGCUGAAACAUCUACGCAUAUCCUGCGCCUUUAAAGAUUUAGACUUGCAAUCGUUUGAACACCUUGAGUCGCUAUAUAUCGAAGAACAGACGUCUUGCGGUUCUGUUAUCCUUAAUAAGACCUUGAAAGAAAUUCGCAUUAGAGGUCCAAUAAAUGGAAUUGAUUUGCUUCCGUGUGAGCAUUUAAAUGUAAUAUAUGUCGACAGGCAAGGAACACUUGUACCCAAUUCCCAAGUUCGAAGUAAACAUGUGAAACGUAUAACAAUUCAUGGACGCUGUGACGGACUCGAUUUGUCAUUGUGUGAACAUCUAGAAUCUAUAAACCUUGGCGAUCAAGUAACAAUUGCAACAGCAUCAGUUAUUAACUAUACACAUCUAAAACAAUUGAAAUUGAAAUGCAAAUACGAUGGUUUAGACUUGUCAUUGCUUGAGCAUGUGGAGUCGUUUGAAAUCGGUAAACAAGUAAGAAUGCUACGAAAACCAUUAUCUAAGCGUAAUGCAAUCAAGCGUAUUCAAUUACAUAAGUUCGAUUUUACCUGUUUAGAAACAUCUGACAUUCUGCUUAUGCUGCUUCUAAAAGAUGGAGAUUCCAACCAGUGUGGUGACAUUUUUCCAGUACUAUCUCGUUUGCAAACCAUCACUUUGUGCGGUGUAAAGUUUUCAACUUCAGGAAUACGCCCCUUGUUUAAAACUCUCCUGACACUCGGUCAUUCGGUGAAGUGUUCACUUCGGAAGUGUGACAUAAACGGCAGACAAGUAUCUGCAAACAUUGUAACGGAUUUAAACAAUAUGUUUGCAAUACGCGACAUAAAUCGUCGGAAUCUCUGUCUUUUGGAUGCUCUGCAUGGUCUAAACAUCAAAACAUUGCAUCUGGGUGGAACCGAGAUCGACUUCGGCAAAAAUCCAAAUCUGAUAGUGUCGCACUCACUAUCAUCUCUAACAGAGCUGAAAACACUUAAAUUAAAUGUGAAUUAUGAUUAUGACAGUGGUCUGUGGACGGCUCUGGAUAGUCUUAUUAUUAAUAAUCUGAGUUUGAGUCUGAGUGAUUCUAAAUUCACAGAAUUUGAAGAUUUGACAGAAACUGUGGGACAUGCGUCGUCGUUGUCACAGUCACUAGCCUCGCUUACACAACUCAUAACACUUCGAGUUCUAGUGAAAACAAAUAACGACUGUCCCGGUCUGUGGCGGGCUUUGAACGGUCUGAAUAUAAUUGAUCUUAGUCUUGAUAUACGGAAUCUUGAAAUUAAUGUCGCUUCCUCAUUGUCGCAGUCACUGUCUUCACUCAGACAUCUGGAAAGUCUUAGAAUGCAAGUAGGUUGUUACACUGACUAUGCCGAUCUGUGGGAGUGUUUGGACGGUCUUAACAUAAAGACUCUUAGUCGGGAUGUGCGAACGUUUGACAUGAUAUGUGCGACCUCGUUGUCGCAGUCGCUGUCUUUACUCACAGCGCUGGAAAAGAUUAAAAUUCAAGUGGGUGUUGAAACUGACUUUCAAGGUUUGUGGGAGGCACUUGACGAUGCGCAUAUCACUAAUCUCAGUCUAGAUAUAAGGUGUAUGGAAAACAAUCCUCUGUCGUCGAUGUCGAAGUCACUAUCUUCACUCACAAACAUGGAAACGCUUAGAAUUAUGAUUAGUGUCACUUCUGCAUGCUCCGAUCUGUGGGAGGCUCUACACGGUCUGAAUAUCAAGACUUUGAUUCUGAAUGUGCGAGAUUCCACAAGAAUUUGUGCGUCGUCAUUGUCGCAGUUACUACUAUCACUCACCAAUCUGAAAACCCUGAAAAUACACUUGCGAUCAGAGAUCGAUCUACAGCUUCCUCAGUCUUUGUCGUAUUUGUACUGGCACUGCGAAAAACUGUCCCCAUGCGAAUUUCUCACCCUUAUGACCCAACUUGCCGGAUUUGGCCAUCCUGUGAAAUGUAAACUAACAUUUGGUUGUAGUAAUUUUGAAAAUGACUCUCAAUUUGAAUACCCGCUGGAACAAUACUUACAAAUUCUAGAAGAGCCAGAGGCGAAGACAUUUGUUAAAACAGUUAAAACUUGCGAACGUUUAGGACAACAUGUUGUGUUUGUUAUUGUUAAUGAUAGUGUUGAUGUUGUUGAAUUUUAUAACUUUGCUUAUGAUGAUUAUGAUAAUGAUGUAGAUGAAAAAGAAGAUGAUGGUGAUGAUUACGAUUUUGAUGAUGAUGAUGAUUAUGAUGACACUUAUGAUAGUGAUUAUGAUUAUGAGGAGGAGGGUAGUUCUGAUUUUAAUGAUAUUGAUAAUUUCUAUGGUAGUAGUGAUGAUAAUGAAAAUGAUGAUAUUGAUUAUAAUGAUGAUAAUGAUGAGGAAGAGGUGAAGAAGGAAGAAGAGUGGGAAGAGGAGGAGGAGGAUACUGAUUAUUUGAAUGAUAAUUCUACUUCUAGUUAAGUUUGUUGAUUGCUUGCUGGGGUUGGCAACUCAUUCAAAGACAUUCGAUAGAUUUGUUUUAUCCAGUAAACAUAUCCGUUGUAAAACUAAACAUAUUAGCGUAUGGUCAAAUAGUUCCAAUCGGGUAAAACCAAGUUCGCGUCGUUAUUGUGGUUAUUAUGCUUUGUCGAUUCAGAAUUGAAAUGAAUCCCGCAUUUUUGUUGAGUAGACACUAAAAGAAGAAAGGCAAAUAAGCUAUGAAAGAUGAUCGAACCGGAACUUAAACUGACAUUAUUCGUAUGAGCCCUUGGUAGGGAAUGUUCUAAACUGUUAUUCGCUUUUAAGUUAAUAUCCUAUUUAAUCAAAUAUAAUAUCUGGCAGCAACAAAACACAUAAUCAGACAAUAUCAUUCUAUUGAUCAUGGCGAAAUAACUCACUAAAUAUUUACUAACGAAACGACAUAACGAUAUGCGCGGGUCCACGUUAUAGCGAUGACGCAUUUAGAGUUUCAUCAAAUUCGCGUUCGUUAUUGUCUGAGAUCUCGCACCUCUCAAAGGAAAUGAAUAUAAUGGCAAAUGUUUGACAAUAUUAGACAUAUGGUUUAAAUUUCUACAAAAA